Messenger RNA from Oryza brachyantha (malo sina), 3349 nucleotides. RefSeq names its product pentatricopeptide repeat-containing protein At1g30610, chloroplastic. The coding region runs from base 242 to 3280 and encodes 1012 amino acids. Gene Ontology annotation, biological process: chloroplast organization. Gene Ontology annotation, cellular component: chloroplast. The transcript has 9 exons. Lineage: Eukaryota; Viridiplantae; Streptophyta; Magnoliopsida; Poales; Poaceae. The record is from RefSeq and is a predicted model, not a curated record. Gene Ontology annotation, molecular function: protein binding.
GGGAGCGCCACCGCGGCACCGGCCCGGAGGACGGAAGGAGAUAACGCGGAGGCCGCGCCGCAAGCUCCAGGUACCCGCGCUCCUUCCAGGCAGGCUCCCAACCCAUCACCUCUCGAGCCAGUGACACUCUCGCCGGCGCUCCGACCGGUGGUCCUCUCUUGCGGUUGGCGUUAUCCGCUGGAGUUUGCCCCGGGCAGGGAAUGCGGUAGCUAACGCCGGCCAAAGCCUUGGGGGGAGGGCGAUGGUGGCGCCGCCGAGCGUGCUCAACCUGGGCGGAUGCGGGGUCUUGCUCCCCGCCUCGGCUGCUGACUCGAGCGCGUCUCACGGGCUCUUGUUGAGGAGGGGGAGGGGGUGGGGGAGCGGGAGGGUCUCCGUUGCGCCGUUGGGUUGGGGUUUGACGAGGAGAGGCGGGGUUUUUGACGCGAGAGCCGAUGGUUCUGGAGCUUCGGGUGCCGUCGCCAGCGGCGAGGGUGGUCCCGGUUCGUCGGGGUUGCGGCACAUCGAGAAGGACCUGACGUUUAGCCCGACUUUCACCGACUAUGUGAAGAUCAUGGAGUCGGUGAAGUUGGACAGGAGCAAGAGUCUGCAGGGCCAUGAAUCGGAUGGAAAUAACUCGAGGAGGAGUUUCACGGGCAAUGAUGAUGCAUGGGUCGUUCGACGAGGCGAUGGGAGGUCAGGUGAUGGAAGGAGUAAAUCUUUUGAUGAGAGAAAGGGUGCUCAGAGGAACAGAGGGGAUGCCAAUAGGAGGGGUAUGAAAUUAGGAAAUAAUGAUAUUCAGAACAAUAGUACUAGGUUAGUAGAGAAAAAGAUGCUGGAUGAUGUUGCGAAGAGUCAUAGGAGACAGGGAAAGGUUGAAGAAUAUGUACAGAGAAGAAUUGUUCGAGGUGAGCGGAGAGAAAAUGAAGGCAAUGGUGAUAAAAGUGAGCACUGGAAGUUUACAUCUCAGUUGAAGAUGAAAGAUACUAGAGGUAGUUUGGUUGCUCAUCAACCAGAGAGAAACAAGCAUGUUCAGUGGAAUGGACCGAACAGUUUGCGAGGACAGAAGGCUUCAGAGAGAAGCAAACAUGUUCUGUCGAAUGGACGAAACAGUUUACCAGGACAGAAGUCCUUGAUCUUAAGCCGUAGUCCUCCGAAUAGCAGAAUUAUAUUGGAGAGUACCAAGCCUAUGGUAGUAAGGGAAAAAGAGAACAUUAGUAGGACAUCAAGAAGUGUACAGGAGAACAAUUUCAAUUAUCCUAGGGAGAGAAAGAUUUCCAACUAUGAUGUCAAAGCUGAUGGUAAAUUUCAAAGAUACAAGCAAACAACAGAAUUUUCAGGGAGAGACCUUGUAUUGGGUAAAUUUGGACAGGGUGAUAUUAAUUUUAACAAGUCUACUGUAGGCAAAAGAUAUGUCAAUGAGUGGCCAAAGUCUGGGCAUGAUGGUCAUCGAAUGGAUGGUUUGAAGCACGUCAAAUCUGAAGCAAUUCGAAUGCAGAGAGGGGAAAAUGCUCAAGCUGGGAAGUUUAUUAGGAGGGAUGCAGAGGCUACAGACUUGGACGACAGAGCUGCUUUCAAGAGUUUUGAAGUAUUCACUGAUGUCAGAAACAGGUCACGGGUUCUUCAAAUGGAACUGGAAGAUAAAAUUCAGAAGUUAGCUAGUCGGUUGAAUGCUACAGAUGUGAAUACUCCAGAGUGGAAAUUCUCCAAAAUGAUUCAUGAUGCAAAAAUCAAAUUCUCUGACUACUCUAUCCUAAGGAUUGUCCAAAUAUUGGGUCGAUAUGGAAACUGGAAACGGGUUUUGCAAGUUGUUGAAUGGCUUCAAUCACGUGAAAGAUUCAAGUCCUACAAGAGCAGGUAUAUUUAUACAACAGUGCUUGAUGUUCUUGGGAAGGCAAAGAGACCUUUUGAGGCAUUGAAUGUAUUUUACACCAUGCUGGAUCAAUUGUCCUCUUAUCCAGACAUGGCGGCCUACCAUUGUAUUGCUGUGACUCUUGGUCAAGCUGGUCUUGUAAAAGAGCUGUUCGAUGUGAUUGAUCGUAUGCAUUCUCCUCCUACAAAGAAGUUUAAGCUAAGUCCUAUCCAGAACUGGGAUCCUCGGUUGGAACCAGACCUCAUUGUGUACAAUGCGGUUCUGAAUGCUUGUGUGCAACAAAAGCAAUGGGAAGGGGCAUUCUGGGUUCUGCAACAGUUGAAAGAGAAGAAUAUCCACCCAACAAAUACAACAUAUGGUCUUGUAAUGGAGGUAAUGCUUGUUUGUGGCAAGUACAACUUGGUGUACGAGUUCUUCAGUAAGGUGGAGAAAUCGUCAAUUCCUGGUGCUUUGAACUAUAAAGUUCUCAUUAAUGCGCUUUGGAGAGAAGGAAAGGUUGAUGAGGCAGUGAUGGCGGUGAAGGAUAUGGAAAGUCGUGGAAUAGUUGGUUCUGCCAGUCUUUAUUAUGACCUUGCUCGGUGCCUUUGCAGUGGUGGCCGGUGCAAAGAGGCACUUCUCCAGGUUGAGAAGAUUUGCAAGGUCGCAAACAAACCACUAGUUGUUACGUACACAGGACUGAUCCAAACUUGUAUAGACAAUGGAAGCAUGGAAAAUGCUAAAUACAUAUUUGAAGAAAUGUGCAAGUACUGCUCACCUAAUAACAUCACGUGUAACAUCAUGCUGAAGUCAUACACCAAACAUGGAAUGUUUGAGGACGCGAAAGGUCUAUUGGAGAAUAUUCUCAAUGGUAGGAUAACGAGUAAAGUGGAAUUGAGUCAGAAGGCAAUUGCUGACAAGUUUACUUUCAAUACUUUCAUGGAGGCCUGUGCUGAAACAAAGAGGUGGAAUGAUUUUGAGUAUGCAUUCCGCAAAAUGUUAUCUAGUGGCUACCACUUUGAUGAACGAAGGCACCUUCGUAUGGUGCUUGAUGCAUAUAGGAAUGGGAAGGAGCAGUUAUUAGAAGAUGUAUGGAAUUACCUGUGCCACCAUGGCCGAGUUCCGCCUGCCCCUAUGAUAAUGGAGAGAUUUUGCCUGAAACUGAGACAAGGUGACACGGUGGCGGCGAUCACCUGCAUCAAUACCUUUCAGGAGAGCAAGAUACGCAAUGUUUCAUCCAUGUCCUGGUUUAAACUGCUGAACCGUAAUGCGGAUCGCUUGAAGGAGGAUAAUAUUAUCAAGCUAGUUUAUGAACUCAACAAACUUGUAGCCUCGAGUGGUCACUCUGAUUCUUUGUAUCAAAAUAUUUUAAGUAGCUGUACAGAGUUCCUUUCUGGUUCCUCCUCUGUAGAAAAGGGAUCUCGUGAUCAGCAGAUGCUUCCAUGUACCUCAUAACCAGUAACCACUAUACUAUAUAUAAAGUAUGCCGUUAUCUGCAAGGAUCCAGAGCAUGGUCAUUGGUCA